This is a messenger RNA of Cephus cinctus (wheat stem sawfly), 1412 nucleotides long. RefSeq names its product protein cornichon (gene cni). The record is from RefSeq and is a predicted model, not a curated record. Gene Ontology annotation, cellular component: endoplasmic reticulum membrane; COPII-coated ER to Golgi transport vesicle. The transcript has 4 exons. Lineage: Eukaryota; Metazoa; Arthropoda; Insecta; Hymenoptera; Cephidae. The coding region runs from base 487 to 918 and encodes 143 amino acids. Gene Ontology annotation, biological process: endoplasmic reticulum to Golgi vesicle-mediated transport.
AUAAUAUCUUCUCAUGACUAGACGUGCAAAGAGGCUUAAUUGCUAUAUUAAACUUAAGUUUACAAAGGAAUAUAUAGAAGAUAGAAGAGCAGACAUGAAUAUUUUCAUGAGCAAUAUACAUACACUAUUUUUUACUAAGUUUCUCGUAUGUUAUAAUGAGAAAUAACUUAUGAUUCCACAAAAAAGACAUUUAGGUAUAAUUGUAAUAUUUUAUUUAAUCAAAAGAACAAAGCUUGUAACGCAAAAAGUAGACGAGAAUUAUCAUACUUUAUAGAUAUAUUGAACCGUAUUAUAGACAAAGUUUUUGUAAAAGGUCUAUUAUACAAUACAUGGAACUUCUGAUAAACAUGUGGAGAGAUUAUUCUGUUGAUUUAUGAUAUAAUUUGAAGUGAAAUAUAAUUUGAACAGCUUGAAAAGUAGAGGCAGUGACGUUUUUAAAAUGGAAAUCAGUACCUCGCUUGCGCCCAUUAGAACAGUACAUUCAAAAUGGCGUUUAAUAUGUCCGCUUUUUCUUAUAUCAUAGCGUUAAUUAUUGACGCCUUUUUAAUAUUCUUUUCCAUAUUUCACAUAAUCGCAUUUGACGAACUCAGGACAGAAUGGAAAAAUCCCAUUGAUCAAUGCAAUAGUUUAAACCCUCUUGUUCUCCCAGAGUAUGGCCUGCACAUUUUGUCAAAUCUGCUAUUCUUGAUAAGUGGAGAAUGGCUUUCACUAUUUUUAAAUAUUCCAUUAAUUGCGUACCACAUAAAUAGGUACCUUAAUAGGCCCGUCAUGACUGGUCCAGGAUUAUAUGAUCCUACAAGUAUUAUGAAUGCAAAUGAUUUAACAAGAUGUCAAAGGGAAGGAUGGAUUAAAAUGGCUUUUUAUCUCAUCUCAUUUUUCUACUACCUCUAUGGAAUGAUCAGUUCUCUCAUUCACUGAGACUACAAUGUCCUAAAAACUUACUAAAGAUCUUCGCAAGCUGCAUCCAGUCUGGGAUUAUGUCAAGGUGGAUUCAUACAUUUGCACCAUUGGUGUACUGUACCGUAUGAAAAAAUAGUCUGACAAAAAGGUUUAAGUCAAGAAUAAAUUAUAGUUCUAACAAUCCAACAGAAAUAUCUAAGGAAGUUUUACUUCUUUAGAAAGACCAUGUAACAAAUGGGAAGUUAAUUGUAUCCAAGUAUUUAUUAGGUAACUCCAUCGUAUCGAUGUAUUACUAAUGUUAUUUUAGUUUCUGAAUGUCCAAGAAUACUUCAUUGAGUUGACCUUGUUGUGUACGACAUGCGAGUACGAGGAACUUCGAACAAAUUUUUUUCUACGUUUAUUUGAACUGAACGGACGUACUUUUUAAUGAGGUGUUAGCAAAAAUCCAAUGCCAUGCCGACUGUACGUUUUAUAUUUUCAUAUAAUAAACGAGAUUGCAGUUGGAAAAAGGA